AUGUCUGGCCCUGGUGUUGGUUUCGAGUAUCCCUCUCGCGAGGUGAGCUGGCUCAAGCGUGAUGCUCUCCUCUUUGCCAACUCGAUUGGCUGCACCUCGGAGGAGCUUCACUUCCUCUACGAGCUCGACCCCAACUUCGCUGUUUUCCCCACCUACCCUGUCAUUCUCAUGUUCAAGGAGACGCACCCCGAAGUAGUCGACUUCUACGCCGCCCAAAAGUCGGUCACCAUCCCCGGCGUCCCCGUCUUCGACCCCACCCGCGUCGUCGACGGCCAGCGCCUCCUCGAGUUCCUCAAGCCCCUCCCUACCUCCUCCGCCGGCCGGAAAUUCGAGGUCCGCACCAAGGUCCUCGGUGUCUACGACAAGGGCAAGCCCGGGACCGUCGUCGAGACCCAGACCGACCUCGUCGACGCCGAGAAGAACGAGUCCUACGCCCGCGUUACCACCUCUUCCUUUUACGUUGGCCAGGGCAACUGGGGCGGUCCCAAGGGCCCUGCCACCGUCAACUUCCCCCCUCCCGAGGGCAAGAAGCCCGACCUGGUGCUUGAGAACCAGACCACCAACGAAACCCCGUUGCUGUACAGACUCAAUGGCGACUACAACCCCCUCCAUGCCCACCCGGAGCCUGGUGCCAAGAUGGGCUUCGGUGGUGUGAUCAUCCACGGCUUGUACUCAUGGAACUGGGCGUGCCAUGGCUUGCUGCAGCACCUCGGUGGCAGCAACCCUGCCAACUUCAAGGAGUACCAGGCUAGAUUUGCGUCGCCGGUUAGACCCGGUGACAAGCUCAUUUUGGAGGCGUGGAAGACUGGCGAGUUUAAGGGCGAGUGGGAGGAGAUCAGGUUCUUGGUGAAGAACAGCCACGGCAAGGUUGUGCUGAGCAACGGCCGGGCGCUCAUCAAGACUGGCGCCAAGGGCAAGUUGUAA
Messenger RNA from Podospora anserina S mat+, 924 nucleotides. RefSeq lists its product as uncharacterized. NCBI's taxonomy places the organism in Eukaryota, Fungi, Ascomycota, Sordariomycetes, Sordariales, Podosporaceae. The record is from RefSeq and is a predicted model, not a curated record. Gene Ontology annotation, cellular component: peroxisome. The transcript has 3 exons. Bases 1 to 924 code for a protein of 307 amino acids.